Diachasmimorpha longicaudata is the source of this 3572-nucleotide messenger RNA. RefSeq names its product presequence protease, mitochondrial. The record is from RefSeq and is a predicted model, not a curated record. Gene Ontology annotation, cellular component: mitochondrial matrix. Lineage: Eukaryota; Metazoa; Arthropoda; Insecta; Hymenoptera; Braconidae. Gene Ontology annotation, biological process: protein processing. The coding region runs from base 345 to 3428 and encodes 1027 amino acids. Gene Ontology annotation, molecular function: metal ion binding; metalloendopeptidase activity. The transcript has 2 exons.
GGUCACUACUUAUGUUAAAUUUUUAAUUAUUUAUUCAAAAAUAAAGGAGAAACUAACGAAGUAUUGUAAGCUCAGUACAAUUGGUAGAAUUAGUUCAUUUUGCGAAAACCAAUCACCUGUUGGCUAACUUCAUACGAAUCAAUACAAGACCCCCAAGAGCAGUUCCGGACUGCUACUGAGGAGUUACCGAGUUCCGUACUAUUUCAUCAGAAUUCACGUUUGAAAAAUCAUGAAAAUGACUGAAAUACCAGUGCUGGACAAUUAAAAGUACUCAUAUACCUAAAAACAGAGUGAGAGUGUUUCACUAAGGAUUGUAUCUCCAAGAAUCAUCGAAUAUAACCAAAAUGUUUCACCGUUUCUCUCUCGCCCGUCGUGCCCUCCUCCCCCUCUCCCGUGCAAUCACCACGACCCCUCCUUCAGCCACCCUGGCACCCCCGCUGCGUUACGCCCCAGGUGACGAGAUCUCAAAUUUCAAAGUAACCGAAGUCUCCCACGUCCCGGAGAUGCACGUCGAGGCAAUCCGCCUGACGCACACCCCCUCCGGUGCUCAAUACCUCCACCUAAACCGCGACGACCUGAACAACGUCUUUAGCAUCGGAUUCAGAACGACUCCCUUCGACUCUACCGGUGUCCCUCACAUUCUUGAGCACAUGACCCUCUGCGGCAGUGACAAAUACCCGAUCAGAGAUCCCUUCAUGAAAAUGCUCCACCGCUCACUGGCAACCUUCCUCAACGCCAUGACCGGUCCUGACUACACGAUCUAUCCGUUCUCGACGCAAAAUCCGAAGGACUUGCGAAACCUUCAAUCGAUUUACGCGGAUGCAGUAUUCUCCCCCCGCUUGCGCUACCUGGACUUCCUCCAGGAAGGCUGGAGGCUCGAGCACUCAGACCUAACGUCAAAGUCAUCUCCAAUUGUGAUCAAAGGAGUAGUCUACAAUGAGAUGAAAGGUGUCUUCAACGAAAGCCAAACGAUUUUCGCAGAGAAGCUCUUGAACUUAAUCCUCCCAAGUCAUACCUAUGGCAUAUGCUCCGGAGGGCUUCCCCUGGAGAUACCCAACUUAACCCACGAUUUCUUGAAGGACUUUCAUUCCAAAUACUAUCACCCCUCCAACUCCAAGAUCUUCUCCUACGGUAACUUUCCAUUUGAGGAGCAUCUGAAGUUCAUGGAUGAGAGAUAUCUAUCCUCUGGUGGAAAGAUUGACACAUCUGGGUCGUUAGUCCCACCUGAGAAACGAUGGGCAGGUCCUCGACGUGAGCACAUUGGCUGCAAGAUCGAUCCAAUGGCACCGGAUGCCACUAAGCAGAGUUCAAUCGCGGUUGGACACCUCUGCAAUGACAUCAAAGACAUCCAGACAACGUUAGAAUUGCAUAUUCUAUCGGAGCUGCUUCUGAAGGGGCCUACGAGCGCCUUUUACAAAGGCUUCAUCGAGACGAACUUGGGAAGCGGAUUCGGUCCGUUCACGGGUUACGACUCUCAGUGCCGGGACACCAUCUUCGUCGUGUCCCUCCAAGGGGUCGAUCCCGAGAACUUUCAGAAGAUCGAGACGACCUUUGAUCACAUCCUGGAAGAUGUCAUAUCCAAAGGAUUUGAUAGAGAUCAUGUCGAGGCUGUCAUUCACUCCAUCGAAUUGCGGAAUAAGCAUCAAUCCUCCAACUUCGGGAUGAAUCUGCUCUUCAGUGUCUUUCCCCUGUGGAACCACGAUGGAGAUAUCGUUGAGAGCCUCAGGCUCAAUACUUCCCUGGCGAGGUUCAAGGAGAAGCUGCAGCAGGAUCCAAACUACCUCACGAAGCUCGUAGAGAAGUAUCUUCUCAAGAACACGCACAGACUGGUCCUCACUAUGAGUCCGGAGGAGGACUACGACAGGAGAAUGGCCGAGGCAGAGGAUAAGCUGAUACAGCAGAAGCUCCAAGAGCAAAAACCAGAGGACCUAGACAAAAUCUUCGAGACUGGACAGAUUCUCAGGAAGGACCAGGAGAAGAAGGAGGAUUUGAACAUCUUGCCGACUCUGAAGAUCGAGGAUCUAAAGGCGGAUGUUGAUCGUUACGAGGUGUCUGAUGUCACGGUUUCUGGGGUUCCCCUACAGGUAUCGAUACAGCCAACCAAUGGAAUCCUCUACUACAGGGGCAUCCUCGACACGAAGCAUCUGUCCUCGGAGCUGAAGGAGUUCGUUCCGAUCUUCAAUGACGUUGUCGCCAAGAUGGGUACGCAAGAACACGACUACAGGACCUUCGAUCGUCUUUGUUCCUUGAAGUCCGGAGGUCUUGGCUUCUCCACGCAUAUCAGUGAUGACAAGAGCAAAAUGAAUAAUUUCAAGGAAGGAAUUCUGAUAUCCUCUUACUGCUUGUUGAGGAACACCUCGGAUAUGUGGAAACUCUGGGAGGAGCUGUUCAACAAGGGAAAGCUUGAUGAUCUCAAACGCUUCGAGACUCUCGUAAGGAACUCGGCGGUCGAUCUCUCCUGCGGGAUUGCCGAUUCGGGUCAUCACUACGCGAUGAGCUCUGCUGCGAGUCUCGUGUCGUCCUCUGCUGAACUGAAGGAGAAGCUGUCUGGUCUUGAAUUUGUAUCGCGGAUGAAGAAGCUGUCUCAGCUGAAGGACAUGUCGCCGAUUCUUCAGAAGAUGCAAGAGAUCAGAGCGCAGGUCAUUGAUAAGAGUCGUCUGCGGUCAUCUGUCAAUUACUCCGAGGAUCAGGAUAGUCAAAACAUAGUGGAGAGCCUUCAGAAGGACUUCUACGAUCCGCUGAAGGCUUCUCAUUCUUCUGAUCAGACCGAAAACUUCGUCUCCAGUGAGCAAGACUCCGAUUCCAUCCGGGAGAAGGUGUCGGGGAUUCAUCACGUGAUGCCGUAUACCACGAACUACACAUCGAAGGCCAUUCUUACCGUACCUUACGCACAUCCUGACUAUCCUGCGUUGAGAAUCCUCGGUAAACUGAUUUCGUCAGUUUAUCUGCUGCCGGAAGUGAGGGAGAAGGAAGGAGCGUAUGGAUCCGGGGCCUCCUUAUCCCCCGAGGGGGUCUUCAUGUUCUACUCCUUCCGGGACCCCAACAGUACGAAGACGUUCGAUACCUUCGACAGAACCUGCGACUUCCUGAGGACCUUUGAUUUCAAGGACAAUUAUUUGGACGAAGCCAAGCUCGGGGUCUUCCAACAGAUCGACGCGCCUGUGGCGCCUGGCAGCAGAGGUCUGUUGAGAUUCACUCAUGGCAUCACUGAGGAUGACGUACAGAGGCAGAGGAUGCUCCUGAGAGCUGCGAGUAAGGAGGAUGUGAUCACUGUCGCGGAGAAAUAUUUGGCGCCCGGGAAAGAUGGAGUGAGGGUUGGCAGGGCGAUUAUUGGGGGCGUUAAUAAAGAGUUGUUGGAGAGGAGAGAGGAGAACUGGCGGGUGGUGGAUCAGGAGGAGGAGCAGGAGAAGGUUCAAGCUGCUGGAUAACCAAAAAGAAGAUAAGGAUGAUGAGGAUUGGGAGGAUGGCGAUGAGAUGGAGAUGAUUGUGGUAAUCCACGUCAAGAAGAUGAAGAAAAAGAUGGAUUUGUACAUAAAAUUUAUAGGAAUUAAAUUAAUUAUUGAAAUAAAAAA